Molecule: messenger RNA, 2301 nt
Organism: Clonostachys byssicola
Lineage: Eukaryota; Fungi; Ascomycota; Sordariomycetes; Hypocreales; Bionectriaceae
Source: the annotation of a GenBank genome assembly
AUGCGGCCUCUCCUUACACUGGCUGCAGUCGCUGGCUUCCAGUCCGGCUUUGUCACGGCGGUGAGCCUCAACGUCAGCGCCCUCACCUCGGGCGAGGUCGAGUCGGAUUGGACGACCACGUACUACCCCAGUGCCGGCGAGCCCCUCCUGCUCGGCAACGAUGGCGGUGCCUCGACGGGAGGUUUCCACGUGUGGGACCUGAAUGGCGACUCGCCCCUCGAGGCAAGCAAGAGCCUUUUCACGGGGAGGGCAAAGCUCGUGUCCACGCUGUACGACAUCAGCGGCAAGGAUUACCUGGUGUCCAUCUCCAUGACUACAAGCGAGCUGUCCCUCUACGAGCUCCCUGCCGUCUCUAAGGUCGAUGACGCUGGCUAUGUUGCACUCGGGGACUGGUCUGCCUUGUGCACGUGGAAGAGUCCCAGCAAGAAUAACUAUAUAUUCAUCUUUGGGAAAACCGAGGCUAUUCAAUUCCUCGUGAGAGAGGCUGAUGAUGCAAUCCAAGUUUUGCGGGUAAAAAUCACCUCACCUUCGCCUUGGCAAUCCAACCCAUUUCUGACAUGCAAGCAGGUUCAAACAUUUGAUAUUCCGGCUGAAAUGGCCGGCUGCGCUGUUUCUCAGGCCGAGGCGAAGCUGUUCUUGUCACCUGAUGGGGGCAGUAAGCUCUACGCCUUUGAUCUGGCAGAGUCCACUAAGACACCCGAGCUCUCAGUGAUCGGUGAAGUCGAAGAUGAGAUAACUGGCGUCACUGUGUAUGUGUCCAAGAAGGGCUCCAAAGAUUACCUGCUUGUAGCUCUGGAGAAAUCUGUCUCUAUCUACGAGUAUCCGUGGGCACUUGUAGGCAGCUGGGAGGUGUCUGGCGUGGAGGAGCCCGAGAUCCAGGGAAUCAGCUUGUAUCAAGCCUCCACGUCCAAAUACCCAGAAGGCGCCCUCGCCUACGCGAUUGAGGGAGAGGGUGUGCUCGGCUUCGGUCUUAGCAGCCUUGAGAAUGCCCUGUCAGGGCUGAACAUCGAACCAAACGUGGAGUACAACCCCCGAAAUCUGGAUGGAUGCGUCAAGCAUUCACCUAUAACGGAGGCAUGCUCCUUCAAUGGAUUCUCUUCGAAUGGAACUUGCGAUUGUCUUGCAGGAUUCACUGGUGAGACUUGCGGCGAAUUCAAGUGCGAAGAUGACUGCUCCGGAAACGGCUCAUGUAUUGGCCCCGAUACUUGUGAAUGCAAGGAGGGCUGGGGCGGUCUGCACUGCUCUUUCUUACUCGUCGAGCCUAAAUAUGAGACUGAUGCUAAUGGGUCUGAUGGAGACGACCCUGCGAUCUGGAUUUCGCCCAAAUCUCCCGAGCUAUCUCGCAUCAUCACAACCACCAAGGCCGGAGAUGGUGCAGGCCUUGCAGUCUUCGACCUGAAGGGCAAGCAACUCCAGAUGCACUACUCCAGCAAGCCGAACAAUGUUGAUGUCAUCUACAAUUUCCAAGCAGGCAAUCGUACUGUGGACCUUGCCUUUGCCGCAUGUCGCGGUGAUAAUACCCUCUGCAUUUUCGAAAUUACCAGCGAGGGUGAGAUCAAAGACAUCCCAGGUGGUAUUCAGCCCUCGUAUGCCGAGGAUGAAGUGUACGGCUCUUGCGUCUACCGCUCCAAGAAGACGGGCAAGCAAUACCUUUUCGUGAAUGAGAAAUCGGCACGCUACAUGCAAUACGAACUCAUGGCGACUUCAAACGGUACUCUCCACACUGAGCUCGUACGUGAGUUCGUUGGUGGCUCAGGCGGGCAAGUCGAGGGCUGCGUCUCUGACGAAGACAACGGCUGGCUGAUCCUUGGCGAGGAGCCCUCUGCCCUCUGGCGCUAUGAUGCGGAGCCGGAUGGCAGUGAAGAGGGCUACAAGAUUGCCUUUGUCGGAGAUGGAACCCUCUACGGCGACGUGGAGGGCGUGACGCUCGUCCAGGGCAAAUCCAAGGACGAGGGCUUCAUCAUCAACUCGUGCCAGGGCGUCAGCGCCUACAAUGUCUACAAGCGCGCUGCUCCUCACGACUACGUCAUGACCUUCACCAUUACCGACUCUGCUGAUGGUGGAAUUGACCACGUUUCUAACACGGACGGGCUGGCUGUGGUGGGAGUCAACCUGGGAUCUGAGUUCCCCAAUGGCUUGCUGGUAGUACACGACGAUACCAACGAGCUGCCUGGUGGCAAGGCGGCUGACCCCAACUCGAGUUACAAGCUGAUCAGCUUGGACAAGAUACUUGCAGCCGGCCCAUUCAAGGACUUGAAUUUGUUGGACGAGGUUGAUCCCAACUGGGAUCCCAGAGCUUAA